AUGUUAACCCCAAUCCCCCGCACCUACCCCGACUCCGAUCCCGCAGCCCGUUGGACCACAGCCAUCCAAACCCUCAUCUCCGUUCUCGGCCAAGAUGCCGUCCUCAUCGACUCUGCCCUCUCCGGUUACAUCGACCCGUACAACCUUCGCGAGGCAGAACAACGGAAAUACUCUAAUGCAAUCGACCUCAAGACCCUAGACUGCGGCAUCGGGCUUGGCGCCCUCUUCACCCAUCCCCAUACACAGUAUAUCGCCGGCCUAGAAGACAUGGUUGCCUCCGGCAACCUCGUCCAUAUGGGACAAUGGGGAUCACGGCCAACGAGCCACCCAACGCCUUUUCGAUCCAAAUUCACCUACAGUCCCUUCAUCGAAGGCUUCUUCCUGUAG
Messenger RNA from Neurospora hispaniola, 387 nucleotides. RefSeq lists its product as uncharacterized. NCBI's taxonomy places the organism in Eukaryota, Fungi, Ascomycota, Sordariomycetes, Sordariales, Sordariaceae. The transcript is spliced from 3 exons. The record is from RefSeq and is a predicted model, not a curated record. The coding region runs from base 1 to 387 and encodes 128 amino acids.